AUGCGGAUACCAUCCAUGGAUGAUGAUGGAUGGAGUGCAGUUCUCCGUAUGGAGUGCAAAAAAACACCAUUCGUCCAACCAGGGUUUCUGAUGGCCGAAGAGAGACUUCAUUUCUGCAGCUCUGCGAGCCAGAAUUUAUCGGCCGGCCGGUUUCUCUUCAGUUCUCCUCCUCCUGUCAUCUCUGCUGCCUUCGAGAAAGGGGAAAGGGGGCAGAUCACAUCCUGGCGGCUUGCAUCUGCAAAAAAGCAAAGCGAGCUCCUCCGUACAUCCGUUCUCAUCAAGCACCACCAGACAGGGACACUCGCUGGGGGUGGGAACAGGUAUCUUGCAUGCACGGGGCCUUCCGUCCGUACCUUCACAGUAGCGUGUAAUUAUCAAAAUGUCUGUGUGAGGGCUGAGAUGGCUGAUGGCUGA
Messenger RNA from Trichophyton verrucosum HKI 0517, 414 nucleotides. RefSeq lists its product as uncharacterized. NCBI's taxonomy places the organism in Eukaryota, Fungi, Ascomycota, Eurotiomycetes, Onygenales, Arthrodermataceae. The record is from RefSeq and is a predicted model, not a curated record. The transcript has a single exon. The coding region runs from base 1 to 414 and encodes 137 amino acids.